Messenger RNA from Cottoperca gobio, 1481 nucleotides. It is a transcript of the gene hscb, whose product is annotated as HscB mitochondrial iron-sulfur cluster cochaperone. The transcript has 6 exons. Gene Ontology annotation, biological process: protein complex oligomerization; [2Fe-2S] cluster assembly. Gene Ontology annotation, cellular component: mitochondrion. The record is from RefSeq and is a predicted model, not a curated record. Bases 325 to 1158 code for a protein of 277 amino acids. Gene Ontology annotation, molecular function: protein-folding chaperone binding; ATPase activator activity. NCBI's taxonomy places the organism in Eukaryota, Metazoa, Chordata, Actinopteri, Perciformes, Bovichtidae.
AUUGCUUACACGUAAAUUGCUUUGAUUUUCAACUUACUACGUUUGAUGUGCAGCGAUCAAAUCCAAAGCUACUUGUAUAUCAAUAGUUGCUAACAAAUUACGUUUGCUGUUGCUAGCAGCUCCGUUUGCUAGCUGUUGUUUUUUCCAGGCAGCACCUCCACCAAGACGACGGAUGGCAGUGUGGUGCCUUUAACAAACGUAGAAGAAGAACGCUCUUCCUCUCUUUUUCUGGUAGAGGGUUGUUUUGGUUUUGGCAGCAAGGAGAAGAACUUGGGUUUUGAUUAACUGCACAACAGCGCUAAAUAGUGUAUUUUAAAUUUGGAAAUGUUGUCAUUCAACUCUUUCCGGAUUGUGUGCCAAUACCGGGCUUUACUGCACCCAAACUGGCUGAUGACGAACCGACAGGCUGUUUCUAAAACGGUUACAUGUUCAGCACAUUGUAUGUCGACCAGCUUCCCCACAUGGCACAGCAACAUGAACCUCAAAGCACCGGGGAAGGAAACAAAGCUAAUGUUCUACACUAACACUGUCAGUUCAAUUAGGACUUGCUAUACAAGUCAAGUCAAUCGGAACUGCUGGAAUUGCAAACAGCUUCUUGACAAAACACCUGCUUUCUUCUGUAUGUCAUGCAAAGUAGUCCAGCCCCCAGAAGAAGGGAUAUCCUUCUUCAGCAUCAUGGACUGUGACUACACAUUCACACUGGACACGCAAAAGCUGCAGAAAAGAUACUUGCAGCUCCAGCGGUCUCUACAUCCAGACAACUUCAGCCAGAAAUCUGUGAAAGAACAGGAGUAUUCAGAAAGCUACUCGGCUUUUGUGAACAAAGCAUACCAGACUCUGCUUAAGCCUUUGAGUCGAGGUCUUUAUAUGCUUGAGCUAGAGGGGAUGUGUAUAGAAGAGGGCACCGACUCCGGGGCUGAUUCCGAGUUUCUAAUGGAGCUGAUGGAGAUCAAUGAAGCCCUUGAUGAAGCACUGACUGCAGCAGAAGCCAAUAAGAUCGGACAAGACACAAAGGGGAAACUGUCAGUCUUGACAGAGGAGAUAGACGCUGCCCUCCAUAAAGGAGAGCUUCAAGCCGCCAAAGCCCUGCUAGCCCAAAUGAAAUACUUUGCAAACAUUGAAGAGAAAGUGAAGGAAAAACUUUCCGAAUUAAUGUAAUUUCCACCCCAGUUUUUUGUGUCACUUAAUUGAAUAUUUUUAGCUACUUCAAUAAGUUUUGUACAGAAACACACACAUAAUUGUACAUUUGUUUUGGGAGAAUGUAAAUAUAAUAUUCCAGUUGAAUAAUAAAUCUACUUCUAAUGCAGAAUUCACAACUGAAGUAAUGGUGAUUUGUACUUAAUCUGCUUUUAUUUUAUUAAAAACUGCACAGCUAUGAGGGUGUAAUUGGAUGCAUACAGUUUCUCCCUUGAUUUCCACUAAUUUCACCAGCCUAAUCAUAUCUACUUGUACCUAAUGUAUCAUUAAAUAUGACAGAGAUA